Molecule: messenger RNA, 1947 nt
Organism: Trichomycterus rosablanca
Lineage: Eukaryota; Metazoa; Chordata; Actinopteri; Siluriformes; Trichomycteridae
Gene: pgm2l1
Product: phosphoglucomutase 2-like 1
Exons: 14
Coding region: 1-1860 (619 amino acids)
Biological process (GO): carbohydrate metabolic process
Cellular component (GO): nucleus
Molecular function (GO): glucose-1,6-bisphosphate synthase activity; intramolecular phosphotransferase activity
Source: RefSeq, a predicted model, not a curated record
AUGUGGUCAAACGAAGAGCUCGACGCUAACGCCAACGGCGUCAUAAGCACUGGAGAUGUGAAUCUGGAUAAACUGCUGAAUCAGUGGAUUAUUUGGGAUAAGAAUGCAGCAACACAGUCGCAGAUCAAAAGCCUGGCACAGGAAGGCCGUGUGGAGGAACUGAGGAGGAGGCUGUGCUCCCGGAUGUCUUUUGGAACUGCUGGGCUAAGAGCAGCUAUGGGUGGUGGAUUUUCUCGAGUCAAUGAUCUCACCAUAAUCCAGUCAACACAGGGCAUGUACGUGUACUUGGCUAAGGGUUUUCCUGAUUUGGCUAGCAGAGGCCUGGUGGUUGGCUAUGAUACCCGGGGACAGGAAUGCAGUGAAUGCACUAGUGAAAGGCUUGCAAGACUGACCGCAACUGUAAUGCUUUCCAAAGAUGUUCCCGUUUUUCUGUUUUCCACCUACGUUCCUACCCCAUUUGUGCCGUAUGCUGUAAAGAAGUUUGGUGCUGCUGCAGGUGUAAUGAUCACUGCUUCUCACAACAGGAAGGAGGACAAUGGAUACAAGGUGUACUGGCAGAACAGUGCACAGAUCUCUUCACCACAUGAUAAAGAAAUUUUACGUUGCAUAGAGGACAAUGUUGAACCCUGGCCUAAAUCCUGGAACGAUGAUUUGGUUGAGAGCAGCUCAUUAAGGAAAGACCCACUGGACGACAUCUGUCGCUGGUACAUGGAGGAUCUGAGUACUCUCUGCUUUCACAGAGAGCUCAAUUCUCUGUCUCCCUUGAAGUUCGUGCAUUCAUCCUUCCAUGGAGUCGGACAUGUCUACGUACAGAAAGCAUUUCAGGUGUUCGGCUUUCCACCUCCUGUCCCUGUACCAGAACAGAUGAAUCCAGAUCCAGACUUUUCCACUGUCAGCUGCCCUAACCCAGAGGAGGGAGAGUCAGUUCUGGAGCUUUCACUUCGGCUUGCAGAGAGAGAGGGGGCUAGGAUUGUGUUGGCCACAGAUCCUGAUGCUGAUCGCCUGGCUGUUGCAGAGCAGUGUGACAAGUUUGGUUGGAAAAUCUUUACUGGGAAUGAGCUUGCUGCAUUGCUGGGCUGGUGGAUGCUGUUUAAUUGGAGGGAGACUCAUCCAGAUCCAGCAGAGACUCAGAAUGUGUACAUGCUCGCCACCACUGUCUCCUCAAAAAUCCUUAAGGCCAUGGCCCAAAUGGAGGGCUUCUACUUUGAGGAAACACUACCUGGCUUCAAAUGGAUUGGAAAUCGAAUCCACGAGUUAACCAAAACGGGAAAGGAGGUUAUUUUUUCCUUUGAGGAGUCGAUUGGCUUUCUGUGUGGAAGAACGGUUCUUGACAAGGAUGGAGUUAGUGCUGCAGUUGUUGUUGCUGAGCUGGCAAGUUAUUUGAAUACCAAAAAUCUAACACUUAACCAACAACUUCGAAACAUCUAUGAGAUGUACGGCUACCACAUUUCCAAAACUUCAUAUGUUAUCUGCAAUGACCCCAUGACUGUGAAAAGAAUAUUCAGCCGUUUACGCAACUUUGAGGGUGAAGGCGUUUACCCAAAGAUAUGUGGCGGGUACAGCAUUGAUCACAUUAGGGAUGUGACUACAGGUUAUGACAGCAGUCAACCUGAUCAAAAAUGUGUUCUACCAUUGUCCAAAAGCAGCCAAAUGGUCACGUUCACAUUUCAGAAUGGCAUUGUUGCUACACUUAGGACUAGUGGAACCGAACCUAAAAUCAAGUACUACACAGAGUUCUGUGCACAGCCUGGAGAAAGUGAUCUUUCCAGUCUUGAAGAGGAGUUAAUUAAGGUGACCUCUGCUCUGGUGGAGGAGUUUCUGGAGCCGGUCAAGAACAAUCUUAUUCAGAGAUCAGUUUAGUCAGAUCUUGAGCUGGAGUUAUACUUGCUGUAUUACAGGUAUAGGGUCUGAAUAUAUACUACUGAAUACACAUCAAGUUUGCUUGCU